CCUACGUGAAGAUAAUCCACUGCCCCUUCAGUUUCGAUUUCGUAUUUGUGCCAGCACGCCGAACGAAUGAAAGUUGAUGUCACAUGAUGGUGUCAAAACCUUUUCAAACGUUGUGAAAGCGCGGCUGUCGUCAAACUCAAUUUUCAGCGUUGUACGAUGCCUACGCGGCUAAAUAAAGUAUAUCAUAGCGCGGCUAAAAAAAGCAUAGCUACAGGUCAAGAAAAUUAUAUUUAUAGUUACACAAAUUUUGAUCAGAAACACAAACACUGGCCAUGUCCAUGUCGGUUUGCGGUCGCGGGGCCACCGCGCUGAGGACAGCGGGACGUAGCAUGUCCGUUUCAUCGAGAGCGUCAGGAUGCUCACAGCUCCGAAAUGCUCCAAGAAUGUCUAGCAUGCACAAUGCGGCGCGACACUUUGCCUCACAAUCGCCAAUGGACGCAUUCGAACAAGUUUUGAACAAGGUAAAAUAGAAAAUAUUACACGGAUAGACUUUGACUAUUUUCGAACAGUACUAAGACGGAGGAUGAACAUACAAAUGACAUUGGUCUAAUCCCCGUGAUUUCUAUCGAAAUGAAUCCCACAAUAAAAAGUUCUUGUGCAGGGCAGCCAUGCCUUCGCGACGUGACCAAGAGUUCCACGGACAGCAUACUUUCCUCUUCAACAAAUACAGGUUCCAUCAGGUGUUAAGGAUGCCUUUCGCGAGCCGAUUGAAGGAUUAUCAAAAUCAAUGACGGGUCUCACUGACAAAUCAGUGGAGCACAUCUCUGGCGUUGUUCACGCGCUGAUCCUACUGUACUACAACAUUGAAUUCGAUUCUUUGCUCGAUAUGUCACCAUUGGUAUAUGCUGAACAAUACUACACCAGGGACACUAAAUUAUUUGUAAAUCAUCACCUUCACCAUACAUAGAGUGUCUGCGAGAGUAGGUACUACAAAAGUCGAUAAAAAUUUGUUUCCUCGUGCCUCCAAACCCAUCUAGGUCGCGGGCGAAUCUGAUCUCAGAGGCAGAGCUAGACGAAAAGCUUGCGAAGCUUCUACCUGAGAAGGCGAUUGCUUUGGUAAAAGAGCAGGCGAAGCUGAUGCCAGCUGACCCGUACAUGGUGAAAUUUGAGGAACUCAGUACCAAAAUAGAGGAGCUCUCAAAGAAAGUCGAUGGCUUCGCGAAACCCGCUGCCAAAAAGUAAAAGAUUCAGUUAUGUGCCGAUCAUACCAUCGUACGUAACGUAGUACGUGUGUAGUUAAGGUUGUGAAUACUGGAACUAAAAAUGGGCAUUUUUUGCGAUCACAAUGUAUCAUACGUACUGCAAAUGAAAUGGAAAUAGCGAUGAGGUUUUUGUCGACAAACAACUAUCAUGUGCUAAUUCUCGGUGGAGGCUGAUUUUUUCUUACUUAUCUGUCCUACAACUUUUCUCAUGUGGCCCACUGUGCGAUCAUACCGCAAGUAUGUUCAGGAUACUAUGGGCACGGGACACUAUCAUAGCUAAUGAAUCAAUUUCUAUUUCACAAGGACGAAGACGAGAAUGACAUCUAGCAGCGCAUUUCUCUAGGACUCUGUUCCGCACAUUAAGUCGCGUUUGACGAGCAGGUAAUCUUGUUUACGACUGGUACACGAAAUGGUCAUAGACAUCGAGUCGCCGCAGUUUUGAUCUGAA
Molecule: messenger RNA, 1650 nt
Organism: Amoebophrya sp. A25
Lineage: Eukaryota; Dinophyceae; Syndiniales; Amoebophryaceae
Source: the annotation of a GenBank genome assembly